Messenger RNA from Aspergillus melleus, 2473 nucleotides. RefSeq names its product phosphatidylserine decarboxylase 1 (gene PSD1). The coding region runs from base 111 to 1748 and encodes 545 amino acids. The transcript has a single exon. The record is from RefSeq and is a predicted model, not a curated record. Gene Ontology annotation, biological process: phosphatidylethanolamine biosynthetic process. Gene Ontology annotation, cellular component: mitochondrion. Lineage: Eukaryota; Fungi; Ascomycota; Eurotiomycetes; Eurotiales; Aspergillaceae. Gene Ontology annotation, molecular function: phosphatidylserine decarboxylase activity.
CGAUCAGUUUCUCCUCUCGAGGUCGCAGUCCAGCGAGCCCUUUUAUUUGGUUCUAUUGGCCCAGAGAAUUUCCCCUCUCUUGGAUGUCGUUCAUGGUGUAGACCAUAAUUAUGGCCCUGUGCCUCCCCGCUCGUUCUGUGCCUCUUCGCCGGAACUUUGCUGCCUCUCCCAAGGCUGGUGUGUUAGAUAUGGUGGCCUUGAGAACGACUGGUCAACGUAAGACCGGUGCUAGGAACUUCUCCAAAUCAUGGCAACAAUGUCAUAACCAGCAGCAACAGGAGAAUCCCGGCCCAAGGGGUUUCUUCGGCUCCCGACUUCGCUUUGCUCUGCGUAACACCAAGGUUGAGUGGUAUCCGAUCCCCGUCGGCCUGGGCAUCGGUCUCCUUGGUCUGCUGCAGUUUUACAAAUAUCAACGGGCGGAGCGUGAACGGAGUGAGAGAGAAGCCGAGGAGGAGUCGUUCGAAUUCAGCAAGCCUCCUCCCCGACACCGAAUCCGACCCAGCGGACCAUGGCAGGUCCAGAUCAUGUCCACUUUGCCGCUCAAGGCGAUUUCUCGUCUCUGGGGUCGCUUCAACGAGAUUGAACUCCCCUACUAUCUUCGCGUGCCCGGUUUCAAACUCUAUUCCUGGGCUUUCGGCGUGAACCUGGACGAAGUGGCCGAACCCGAUCUACAUACUUACCCGAACUUGGCCGCCUUUUUCUACCGCAAGCUGAAACCCGGCGUCCGGCCCUUGGACCCUGACCCGCACGCCAUGCUCUCGCCGUCUGACGGGCGCAUCCUCCAGUUUGGCCUCAUCGAGCGUGGCGAAGUCGAGCAGGUGAAGGGCGUUACCUACAGCCUGGACGCGCUGCUAGGUGCUGCCACGCCAUCGAACGCUGACCAUGCGAAGAAGUUUACCGACCACCAAAAGGAGCAGUCCCCGAAGGACGCCGCCAACAUGCUGGCGGACCAGGAAUUUGCCCAAAUGAACGGCAUCUCGUACACGCUGCCAACGCUUUUCGCCGGUGAUCAAGGCGGCGGUGCCAGGAAGCGGUCAGCAUCUCUGGACGCAUCCACCGAGUCCAAGGCCACCGCGGAGGCUGAGGUGAAAGCCGACCUCGCUCUUGGGGAUGGCACGCCUUGGUAUGCCCCGAAGCCGGCCUCGAACAAUGCUCUCUACUACGUCGUGAUCUACCUGGCCCCUGGCGACUACCAUCGGUUCCAUUCCCCCGUGCCCUGGGUCGUCGAAUCCCGUCGACACUUUGCGGGCGAGCUGUACUCAGUGUCGCCGUAUCUGCAACGCCAUCUUCCGGGUCUUUUCACCCUCAACGAGCGAGUGGUCCUGCUGGGACGCUGGCGUUGGGGAUUCUUCAGUUACACCCCCGUCGGCGCCACUAACGUCGGUUCGAUCAAGGUGAACUUCGACUCCGAGUUGCGCACCAACAGCCUUUCCACCGACACGGCCGCCGAUAUGGCCGCCGCGCUUGCCGCUAAGCGAGGCGAGCAGUACCCCGGUUUCGUCGAGGCGACUUACCUUCACGCCAGCAGGACCCUGGGUGGACACCCGCUGCAGCGAGGUGAAGAAAUGGGCGGAUUCCAGCUCGGUAGCACCAUCGUCCUAGCGUUCGAGGCGCCCAUGGGCACCCGGAAGUCUUUCGAUGCCGGAUGGGACGAAGGAAAGAGAGAGAAGGGCUGGAACUGGAGUAUCGAAAAGGGCCAGACUAUCAAGGUCGGCCAGAAGCUCGGAUAUGUGGAUGUGCAAGACUAAGCAUCAUUUCAGGUGGGAGGUCCUUUUUUUCAUGUUACCAUUUAUCAUACAGGAAGGAGUUGUGAACACGACUUUCAACAAGAUUGUGUGGAACAGGCCUGGAUAGCUCUCCCACAUUUUCUCUGCAAAGGUCUAUUCUAAUUUCUAGGGAUUUUUUUUUUUUUUUCAUUUCUUUAUCUGUUGAUAUUUCUGUUUAUUUUCUGGAGCUAUGUACCAUAAGCAAGCAUCUACUAGCAUGCCACCUCAAGCACAGUUUAGAUUAUAUCCAUAAUUACCUCGAUGAGUCUCGGAAUUAAGUGCUCUGGCUACAAUAAAAUUAAUACUAUAUCUGUUUGAAUAACUGGAUCUUAUCACGGGGAGUAGCAACCAGACUUGCACGUGAUAACGCGGGCGACGAUGAGCUCCGACGCGACAAGCAGAAGCUCCAAGACCCUCCCUCCAACAACCACAUCGAACUGCAAUCCACCAAAAUGAACCGACAUUAAGCUCCCUCUCCAACAAAUCCAACUACAUCCCUUAUCCCAAAAAACAAAACAAAAAGAACCCCAACCACAAUGCCCCGCCAUCCUCACCAGCAGCAACACCAACAACAACAACCCUACCCACACCUCCUCCGCCGCCACCCCGCCCAAGAAACACCCUCAACAUCCACGCCCCCUUCCCUUCCAGGACAAGGACCAGGCCCAGGAUCCCGCCCUACAGCUCCUCCCCGUCCUCGCCCUCAA